Molecule: messenger RNA, 582 nt
Organism: Naegleria gruberi
Lineage: Eukaryota; Heterolobosea; Eutetramitea; Acrasida; Naegleriidae
Exons: 1
Coding region: 1-582 (193 amino acids)
Source: RefSeq, a predicted model, not a curated record
AUGAAUCCACAUCAACAAACACAAAAUACUGAACAAAGUGAAUCAGUAAAUUACUAUUACAAUUCGAACAGUGAUGCAAAUACCACAAGUAAUUCCAUUGCUAGUAAGACAAAUCUCUUUAUGUAUGGUGGAGGUACAUUGCUAUUACUCCUUUCAUUGGCAUUGUUUGGAAUUGGUGCAGUUCUGUAUGGAGUUGUAAAUUCAAUUUCUGUUUCGUAUGUCCAUCAAGGAUGUUGUAAUGUUACUGUUUCUAGUGGUUGCUCUAGUUAUGAUGAUUGUAGCUAUGGUGUUUCUUUUCCAAUACUGGGAAGUGCAAAACUUCAACAAGAUCCUAAAAAAGGAUUUGGAUUAACUUGUUCUGCUGCAGAAAACCAAAUUAUGACAACCACCUUAGUCAAGAAAUACUCUAGCUCCAACACCUUGCCAACAACAACCACAAAUAUUGAUUGUUACACUGAUAAGAAUGAAAAAUUUGUAUCCCUUGAACCGUACAGUGAAUUGUAUACAUUGUACAUAAGUGGUGGAAUUAUUUGUUUAGCCGCACCAAUUCUAUUUUUUGUAAUUAAGGUUGGCUUUAUGUAA